AGCUUCGGUCUUUAGCGGAUAAAUAAAUAGCCAUAAUAACCAUAACGAUGAGGAUGAUGGUGAAGAGACUACUCCAAGGAAGGCAUCGAGUAUCGUCAUCAUCCAUUGCGCUGCACCUUCUUCUUCCCCAAGCCACAAUCAAUGACUCCUCCACGCGACGAAGCAACGACCCUUCUCGCCCAAGUCUUCUCUUCCCUUGUCCGCACAGUUGCGCCAUUAAAUGACCUCGCGCCCCCUUCCCCACUGGAAACCAACUCGCACGCGCGCUCUAUUAAAACCCCUUCCCUCGCACGGCCGUACCGCCAACCGAUCGCGGUGGACAUGGAGUCGACCUGCUGUUUCUCGCUCUUGAGGACUCUCGUCCUGCUUCUUCUGCUGUGCGUGGCAGCGGCGGCGACACUUGAUCCGGCGGACUUCUUGGAGCUGCAGGCGGUGCGCAAGCAGCUGGAGGACAUGCCCGGCUCGCACUUCUUCUCCGCGUGGGACUUCACCGCCGACCCCUGUGAGUUCCCGGGCGUGUUCUGCGCUAGCGGCCGCGUGGUGGCGCUCGCCCUCGGAGAACCCCGCGCCGGCUCCCCUGGUCUGCGAGGCAGGCUGGACCCUGCUCUCGGCCGUUUGUCGGCUUUGUCCGAGCUCUCCCUGGUCCCCGGUCGUGUCGCUGGCCCCGUUCCCGACGGCCUCGCGCGCUGCCGCGACCUCCGUUUCCUCGCCCUCAGCAAGAACCUCCUCUCCGGCCGUAUCCCCGCCGGCCUUGCCUCGCUGCCCCGGCUCCGCACCCUCGAUCUCAGCUAUAACCGACUCUCCGGCCCUCUGCCUCCAGCCCUGGCCGACGCUCCCGUUCUCUCCAACAUUGUCCUCUGCCAUAACCAGCUAUCCGGCCACCUCCCCCGCUUCCGCGACUCCGCUCCCCUCCUCCGCCUCGACCUCAAGCGCAACAACCUCUCAGGCUCGCUCCCCCCGCUGCCGCCCUCCCUCCACUACCUCGCGCUCGGCUCCAACUCCCUCACCGGCCGCGUCGACGCCGUGCUCCCCCGCCUCAACCGGCUCAACUUCCUCGACCUCAGCUCCAAUCUGUUCUCCGGCCCCAUCCCCGCUUCCGUGUUCGGCUUCCCGCUCGAGACGCUCCAGCUGCAGCGCAACGCCUUCGCAGGUCCCUUGACGCCCAGGGGGGACGUGGCCGUCGCGGUGGUGGACCUGAGCUACAACCGGUUCUCAGGGUCUGUGCCGCCGCAGCUGGCAUCCGCCGGCCGCCUCUACCUCAACAACAACCGGUUAACCGGAGUGGUCCCCGCCCGCUUGAUUCAUGGCCUCAGCGGCAGGCUGCAGCUGCUAUACCUCCAGCACAACUUCCUCACCGGCAUCGAGAUCUCUCCCGCAGUGGCUGCCAUCCCCCUCGGCGCUGCGCUCUGCUUGCAGUACAACUGCAUGGUGCCGCCCUUCCAGACCCCUUGCCCACUCAAAGCCGGUGCUCAGGGGAUGCGCCCGGCCGACCAAUGCCCCCAGUGGAGAAGCUGACCGGCCACUGUAAGGUUACGAUCGACGGAGAACAAGCAGCCUAAGAAAUCAGCAUCGACGAAGUACAAGGGAAAGCUUUUUUUUCUUCAAUAAUAAAAUAAAAAUUUUCAAUGAGUAGAUUCUUUAAUUAGUUCCAGUUUUGGGGAGGAAGAAGGAUCAGAAGCUAAAAGACAAGCUUAUAUAUGUGCAUAUCCACAAAAAUCUAUGGAAUUUUAAUGUAUCAAUAACAGGAAGCAAUUGCUGAGAUCUUUUCAGUGUAGUUGCACUUCUUUCAUUCAAUAUAAA
Zingiber officinale is the source of this 1800-nucleotide messenger RNA. RefSeq names its product LRR receptor-like serine/threonine-protein kinase ERECTA. Lineage: Eukaryota; Viridiplantae; Streptophyta; Magnoliopsida; Zingiberales; Zingiberaceae. Gene Ontology annotation, molecular function: protein binding. The record is from RefSeq and is a predicted model, not a curated record. The coding region runs from base 142 to 1515 and encodes 457 amino acids. The transcript has a single exon.